UACACUGCGAGUUUGUCGGGUGGCGUUUUGGUUCCGUUGAUGCGACCGGGAGUUUGGCGGGCGCAGUCUACUAUUAAGCACAGUGGAGGCCCUUUCCUAAAGUCAUCUGAAGUUAUGUACACACCUCUUAUACAGCCUCAGGCGUCACCCGGCAUACGAAUAGGGACUGUCGACCCCCUGGCUUUAUUUACGGGGAUAACAGAGGACAAUACCCUCCCAUCAUAUAUCGUUGAUUUGUUUGCUCCUGUUGCCUUUCCACCCCACAACAAACAUCUUCACCGCACCCCUCAAGACAAGCAAAAAUGCCUUCAGAGCACAUUCCCCGUCAAGACCGUUACUGGUCAGCUUUUGACAAUGAUGAGCUGGGAAAUGACGACCUGUCCCUCCCCAAAGCCACUGUUCAAAAGAUUGUUGGGGAGAUUCUGCCAUCGUCAACAGGCAUCGCCUUCGCCAAGGAGGCCCGCGACCUCCUUAUAGAGUGCUGUGUCGAGUUCAUCACUCUCAUCUCUAGCGAGGCGAACGAGAUUUCUGAGAAGGAAGCCAAAAAGACUAUCGCUUGUGACCACAUCACCAAGGCGUUGGAGCAACUCGGCUUUGCCGACUACGUUCCUGCCGUUUUGGAAGCCGCUGCAGAGCACAAGGAAGUCCAAAAGGGACGUGAGAAGAAGGCAAACAAGUUUGAGCAGAGCGGCAUGACAUUGGAGGAACUCGAACGUCUCCAGCAAGAGCAGUUUGCCGAUGCUGCCAAGAGACACAUAGGAUGAUGAACUCCCAGGCAUCGCCAAUCUGUUGGAGGACGAGUAUACUGGGUGCACUUUGAAAGUGGUGGAUUGCAUUUAUAGGCGUUCGUCCCUGGGAAUUUUGGGAAGGUGUUAGUAUAGCCUUUUCUUGUCGUCUUGAGUUCUACAAACAUAUGAUAUACCCAGGUUGAGUCUCUGACAUCUUUGUUGAACCACUUCAAUGAACGGAGGGAAACCAAGAAUAGUGCACUCUAUUGAAGACCGC
Messenger RNA from Podospora pseudocomata, 1005 nucleotides. RefSeq names its product negative cofactor 2 transcription regulator complex subunit ncb2 (gene NCB2). The coding region runs from base 303 to 764 and encodes 153 amino acids. Lineage: Eukaryota; Fungi; Ascomycota; Sordariomycetes; Sordariales; Podosporaceae. The transcript is spliced from 4 exons. Gene Ontology annotation, biological process: RNA polymerase II preinitiation complex assembly; negative regulation of transcription by RNA polymerase II. The record is from RefSeq and is a predicted model, not a curated record. Gene Ontology annotation, cellular component: negative cofactor 2 complex. Gene Ontology annotation, molecular function: protein heterodimerization activity; TBP-class protein binding; RNA polymerase II general transcription initiation factor activity.